Xenopus laevis (African clawed frog) is the source of this 1183-nucleotide messenger RNA. It is a transcript of the gene eef1akmt4.S, whose product is annotated as EEF1A lysine methyltransferase 4. The transcript is spliced from 3 exons. The record is from RefSeq and is a predicted model, not a curated record. The coding region runs from base 183 to 956 and encodes 257 amino acids. Lineage: Eukaryota; Metazoa; Chordata; Amphibia; Anura; Pipidae.
GCUAUAUUUCUACAAACAUUUGCGGAAAAAAAAGAGUAUAGCUGAGGAUUGCUUAAACUAAAGUGGGUCGCUAUCUUUGCCACAACUGCUAUACUGACAUUACGCUAUCGACCACGCUGAAAUUACCAUCACACUCUGCUGUAACUAUACACGAAACAUGUCACUUACAAGCGCAUAGGCCCAUGGGUAGGAAACAACUUCCUCCCUACUUCCGCACAGAGGAAGCUGCACGUGUCCGGAUGUACAAGGAAUCUCGCUACUGGGAUGCCCGCUACCGGGAAGAGAGGGAUCUGCCCGACGGCUAUGAUUGGUUUGGGAGAUACCAGGGUUUUCGGGAACUUGUCGUUAGGGAGCUGCAGGCUGGGGCCCGAGGGCUAGUACUCGGAUGUGGCACUAGCUCUCUUAGUGUGGAUCUUCAUGAAGAGGGGUUAAGUCCUCUUGUAAGCAUUGAUUACUCUCCCAUAUGCAUUAAGGAGAUGGCAGAGAAACAUGCUGGACGCAAUGGAAUGAGUUGGCUUGUUAUGGAUGCUCGGCAACUUCAAUUUCCUGAUGGGAGCUUUGACUUUGUCAUUGAAAAGGGGACUCUGGAUGCCAUGAUGGUGGGAGAGAGAGACCCAUGGAGAGUAACAUCCGAGACAGUUGCCUUGAUUGAUGAAGUUUUAAGUGAGGUUAGUAGAGUUCUCUCUCCAAAUGGAUGCUUCAUCUCUGUGACCUUUUCCCCCCCUCAUUUUCGUACAUGUCACUAUGCUCAGCCCCCCUAUGGCUGGUCUGUAUCGUGUAACACUUAUGGCAGUGAUUUUCAUUAUUUUCUGUACACAAUGCAUAAAGGGGAGAAACUGACACCUCAGGACUUAGAGCAGGGUCAGAGUUUGCAUAGACCGUAUAUUCAACCAAUGCACCUUCCAACACUCUCUGAUAAAGAUGAUGAGGACUUCUUAACAAACAUCCAGAUCUGACCAUUACUGCAGUGAAUGAGAAGCCAAAGACCCUUCUAUUUAAAAAAAAAAAAAAAAACUUUGCAAACAAAUAAACGUAAAUGCUUGCUGUCUACUAGGUGGCUGUCAAUAUUCUCACUGCCAGAAGAUGGGCAAUAGGAUGGAAUUCUUUUUAUUUUGUUUCUUAUUGUGAAAAUGUAAUUUUUACAGGCUAUAAUAAAUAAUACAUUCUACCCAUUCCUUUAAAA